AUGACAAAAUUUAAGAGAGCUAUUGAAAAUCUGAAGAACUUCAAAGUUGCAAGCAACUUCAGUGCUUACUAUGUGCAAGAAGACAAAUUGGAAAUCACCUUGACCUGCAGCAAAGACCUCAGUCUACCUUUGUCGCCUUCAAGCUGCAAUAACGUCUGUCCCAAAUGGACAAAAAAGGUGACAUAUGGGACCUGUUGUGCCAAGUGUUAUGAUUGCCCCAAAGGAACCUUCAGCAAUGGAACAGAGUGCCUGCCCAUCAUGGUUGCCCAUAAGUAUGUGAUCUAUAUUCUGUCACCAGCUGGAAUCCUCGUGUGUGCUGUGGCACUCUUCAUCUUCCUGAAACAUGCCAACACGCCCAUUGCUAAAUCCUCCGGAGGGAGUAUCUUCUACUGCUAUCUAGCAGGUCUCAUCAUUGCUUUCUCCAGUGCUUUCUUAUUCACUGGAAUGCCAACAGAUGGUGUAUGUCUCAUACGUCUGCCUCUGCCUGCCCUGGGGUUCUCACUCUGUGUCUCCAGUAUUCUGGCCAAGUCUUGCCGCAUACUUCUUGCUUUUUCCAGCACUUCAGAAAGACCAAGCAAGUUUCAGCUGCAUUUCUACAUUGUUAUUAUUGUAUUGGGCACUCUGGGAAAGGCUGUCAUUUGCUUGAUGUGGAUGCUGAUUGACCCUCUGAGAUCUGUGUAUCUGCCAGAAGGACAGCGGUUCACUAACGUGGUGUGUGACUGCACUGAUUCACUUUGGUACAUUCUUUGUUUUGGCUAUCUGGCGCUACUGUGUUUGGCAACAUGGAGCUUGGCCAUCAAGAGCACAGCUCUUCCUCCAAGCUUUAUUGAGUCCCACUCCAUCUCCUUCAGCAUGCUGUUCUUCCUCACCAUUUGGGGCUGCACACUGCUUGUCACUCUGGACCAAAGCAAAGACCUACAAGACAUAAUGUUUGGAGUGUCCAUUGUCUUGUCUUCUUGGUGUAUCUUGGGUUGCAUCACCCUUCCUAAGGUAUUCAUCAUCCUGUGGAGACCAGAGAAGAAUACCCAACAGUGGAUAAACUACCUAACUUAUGAGUACUGCCGGCAUGUCGCUUACGAAGCUGAUUUGAAUUUUAAGGCUCAGCAUUUGAAUGCCUCUUCAGCAGAAACUGUGUUUUCUGUUGACGUGUAAAACAGCAUUGAGUUUCUUUAUGAGGUCUCAAGAUACCACAGCACCCGUGAAUGCAUGGACUCGUUCCUGUUUUAGGCUUUCACUUCCAAAUUGGUUUAAAUUGGCCUUUAGAUCAUGCUUAUAUGUAAUGGGCAGAACAACAUACAUGCAUUCUCAAACCUACUUAAUCUAAUUCAGGGUUAUAGGGGGAUGAAGCCUAACCCAGCACCAUAAACUUCAAAGCUGGAAACACUGGCCAGGAUACUACUCAAUUGCAGAGUACGCACACACACAUGUGCAACUCCACUUGUUGAGAAUUUCGAUUAAGGAUCAAUGUGCUUUAUUACUUGUUUUAGUGCUAUUAGCUAUGAAAAGCUUAGGCCCGAGGCACCAUUAAAAGGUCACUAUCUAUUUUAGCAUGAGGGUUGUUAGCCUGCCUGUCUUUUUACUUCCAUCCA
Molecule: messenger RNA, 1589 nt
Organism: Erpetoichthys calabaricus (reedfish)
Lineage: Eukaryota; Metazoa; Chordata; Cladistia; Polypteriformes; Polypteridae
Product: extracellular calcium-sensing receptor-like
Exons: 3
Coding region: 1-1152 (383 amino acids)
Biological process (GO): G protein-coupled receptor signaling pathway
Cellular component (GO): membrane
Molecular function (GO): G protein-coupled receptor activity
Source: RefSeq, a predicted model, not a curated record